CACGUAGCGUCUUUCGUAACUCGCAGUGAGCCGCAUCUGCGUCGGUUAUUGUGCGUGUUUUAUGCAAACAAGUUUCGCAAAUCAAGUUUGCGAUCACGCGUGUGCGUGAAGCGCAAUUUCGCGAUCGGAUUAUUAAUUCGUUCGGCUCGCUUCAUUGCGCGCUUAUUUUUGAAAGUGCGAAACAAGUUCGCAAUCGCGAGCGAAGAGGUUAGCGCUUGCCAACGUGAUGGCGCCAAAUUCAUGAUCGAUAAUAUGCUAAGUUGUUAGCGAUAUCGCCAAAAAAGAUUGAAUCUUCGAAGAUACAAUAACAGCGGUUUCUUCGUGGUGUAACGGAACUCCUAGUUGAACUCGUGGCAUUGCUGGGGUAACGCAUCGUCGAAAAGAUGAACACUUCAAGCAGCGCACUUUUAGUGCACUCGCCGAUCGAUGAAGAUUCACGAAUCACUUCGCGAGGAAAAUCUGGCAUCUCGAUCUCAAAAAAUUGGAUACUGACGCAUGGCACCGCAUUGAGCCUGAUUAUCGACAAGUCUCAUGCAAUAUCGAGUUUCAUCACGAAUAUAGUACCGGGAGAACUUACGAUCGUGCCAACAGAACUUGCAAACGAAUUGAAAUUUCGUGUCUAUCGGGAUCUAGAGAUCGACGAUGGUUCUCGAUCGGGCGAUUAUUCACGCGUUCAGGAGCAUCUAGGCAGCGUCGUGGCCGCUUGGAAAUGUCCGCUACUAACGAAGACUUUCGACGAAUUCUUCGAAAUGUGGAACUUUCCUAAUUCGUCGAUCAAGUUCGAUCGAUUUCUACGAUCGAUCUACCUGCUCGUCUUCAUCACCAAUGCCGACAAAAAAUCAAUCGUGGAAAUUCCAACGGUCAAACAAGCUCUCUCUUGUCUGCUGUAUCAAGCUCUGCGGAAUCCCAUUCGUGGAUCGUCCGUGGAAAUCGAGUCCACACCCUUCGGCAAUCCCGUGUUCAUCGGCUCGAUCGCGCGCGGUGUCAUCAGCAACGUCAUCGGCGACGAGGGUUGCGUCAUCAUGACGGACGCGUACGCGUUUCCCGGUAGCGAGGGUGGUCCCGUCUACGUCAUUCCGGACUGCAAACGUCGAAUUAUCAGCGGGUUGGUGAUUGCGCCGUUGAGUUGGUGUCGCGGAGAAUGGGUAGAUUACACCUUUGCCGCCAAUCUUGCCCCGUGUUUGCUCAACAUUUUACGGAAGAAGGAUCCUUGUUGUUCUCCGAUUAUAAGCCACCAGAAAGAUGAAGCGUUAGAUAGAGGUGUCGUGCUUGUUAGGUGUGGGAUUAAUUGGGGCACGGGCGUCCUCGUGGACAAGGAUACUGGUACAUUCCUGACGUGCUCACACGUCGUCGCCGAGGCGCCAGAAAGGGAGAUAUCAAUUGUAAUGAAUACAGACCAGACCAAUUCACGCACGUGGGCGAAACUGUUGUAUAGAACUCCGGAGAAUCAGCCUUAUGACGUGGCUGUAUUGAGGGUGAAUCCACAGGAUAUGGAUCCCUUAUUGAAGUCGAUACGUUUGUCUCGUGCUGCGAUUGUAAAAGGCGAAUCGGUGGUGUCCGUGGGAUUUCCGUUCUCCUCGUCCGUCCGGCCGACCAUCAGCAGCGGCGUGAUAUCCAAGUCGAUGGACUGCGCGCUCCUGACAACUUGUUGCGCCCAGAGUGGUACCAGCGGCGGGCCAAUAAUCAGCCGCGCGACCGGCGAGAUGCUGGGAAUGAUCGUGUGCAACGCGCUCUCAUCGGACGGUGCUGUAUUGUACCCGCGGAUGAGCUUGGCGGUGCCGGCCGCCGUGAUGGAUCGGCCCCUACAGGAAUAUUUGCGCACUGAUAAUCCCGACGUGCUUCGAGCUUUCACGUGCGACGACGCGAUAGUGCGCAAUGUUUGGAAUUUCUACCCUUUGCUGCCAUCCAAAUUGUGAAAAAAGCGAUGCGCGAGAUAAACUCUGUACAUAAAACAUAUAUUCAAAUUCUAAUCGCAUGGUGGAUUAUUCAUUAUUUGAUCCGCAUUGUUUGAGCUAUUUCUAUUGCGGCUAUCAUAUUGUGCGGAUAAUAUAUUGGAUUAUUUGCAUUGGGGAAUAUUUAUCUGUGAGUCACUGGGCCUGCCAAUCUCGAACUCGACACGCUCUUGUGAACAUAAUCUUGCCUUCGAAUCCUCAUUGAAUAACAUACGCCAUUGACCGAGUUUAAAAUAUAAAGAGAAAGUUUUUCGUGACGUUAAAGUCGUAGCGAUUGGCACGCAAAGCGACAUGAGUCAACGAUCCCUUCGUAUUUAUGCUAAAGACUUCGCUGAUGAAUAAUAUUAUGUACAUAUAUCGUCGUGUACUGAAUUUUCAAACGGUGUUUAAGUUGGUGUACUUUGUAAAGGUUGCAUUUGCCUUGUCAAGAAAUAUGAUUUCUUCUAUGAUUCAAAAUAUUAUUUAGAUAUAUAAUAUCAUGAUAUGACUGAUCUGCUAUAAUAAGAUGCACACCAUAAUACAUAAUGUAAAGUGAUUUGUAAUAAAUUACUAUUUGUCGUAUAUGUGAUUGUAAUCCUUCCGAAAAAAAUACCAUAAAGUAAUUCUCAGAGAUGCACUUGCUUCGCCAUCUGACAAAUACUCGCACAACUAAAAUUUCUUUGCAGCCUCUUUGGUUCACAUUGGCUUUUCAUAUUUUACUAAACGUAUGAGAAUUUCUCUAAAAAAUUUUAACUUUAUAUCUAAUAUAAGCGAGUCAUGCUCAAAAUAUGAUUAAGAAUUAACAUUUAUCGACUGGCUUUAGCAUUAAGAGUUUUGAGAUAAAUAUGUAUUAAGUAUUAAGACAUAUUCAACACAAAUCGUCAUUUUUAUUAUUUCAAAAAUUAUUAACGAAUUUAAUUAUGAGAUUGAUGUAAAUAUAUAAUAUUUAACUAGAAUAGCAUAAAUCAUAAAAUUUGUCAAUUCGUACUAAGAUAAUGUAUAUUAGACAUCAUGCAGAUUGAGAAGCUACAUAAGAUAUUCGAGAAAAUACGAAACAUACAGUGAA
Formica exsecta is the source of this 2997-nucleotide messenger RNA. RefSeq names its product peroxisomal leader peptide-processing protease-like. The record is from RefSeq and is a predicted model, not a curated record. Gene Ontology annotation, molecular function: serine-type endopeptidase activity. The coding region runs from base 384 to 1916 and encodes 510 amino acids. Gene Ontology annotation, cellular component: peroxisome. Gene Ontology annotation, biological process: protein processing; regulation of fatty acid beta-oxidation. NCBI's taxonomy places the organism in Eukaryota, Metazoa, Arthropoda, Insecta, Hymenoptera, Formicidae. The transcript has 7 exons.